UUCUAGAACAAGCGGCUUUCACCUCUUACGCGCUUCGGACUUUUGUGCGCAUCCUCUCCAAAUGGCACGUACAACUCCUUGCAAAGUGCUUAAAUUGAAAAGCCAAUUUCAAAGGCGCUUGCAUGAAAACACCAAAUUUGUUACAAGUACUUGAAACUAGCUCGAAAAUCAUUCGUGAGAUUGCAUUGCAGCGCACAAAAUGAUACACGUUCGAUUUCUUCUUUUUUCCCAGCAACCCCGUUCCAUUGUUGGCUCCAAAGAAAAUCCGACGUGCAACCUAAGCUUUUACUAAUUUAAUGUUUUCCUCACACUAACAGGUGAACAUCAUCUCCAAGACAAAAACAGGUACUAUUUCUGUUUACUCUUUCCAUUUAAUAUUUCUUCCAAAUUGCUGUAAAAUUGCAUGCCAAUGUACAUGAAAUGGUGGAAAACAAUGAAGACACAUAUUCCCACAAGCUAGACAUUCGAUUCUAACCAAACUCGCUGGAAAACACAGAGUUUAUAGUUUAAAAUCAAAUGUUUAACCUGAAUCGCUUUUCUGAUAGACAACGCAUUAUGCCCCGUAGAGACGAGCAAGAUUUCCUUAACGAAUUUUCUUGCUCGUAUAAACAAUGAACACGUUUUUUUUCGAUCAAUUUUUCCUUAACAAGUUUUAUGAGCCUGCGCUAUUUGAAUACCCAAACAAUUUCAUAAUUAAUUAGGUAAAUACUUCGUGUAAGACCCCCAAAACAGUUUCAGCAAAUUAUAAGCCGUGAUCAUAAAAGUUAAAGUCCAAUCCAUAUAGUCCUAUCCCUAACCAUGAUCCUAACCCUAGUUUUAACACCAUAUGACUGUUUCAACCUACUUUUAAUUACCUCUAUCAUAACUGUUACGUGUUCCUUGCACGAAGUAGUUACUAUAAUUUUUGUUCAAAGCUAUUUUCAAUUAAGUUAUAAACAACUGAAACCAACUUUAAAAGUGAAUUUCAAAAUAAUUUACCAUAAUUUACAAUUACAAAAUACUUACUGUAAAAGAUGAGGGUCAAACGCAUGUCAAGUAACAGAUUUCGUAUUAAAUACAGUCCAUUAUAUACUGUAAUUUACGAUUAUACACAAUAGUUACUGUAAAAAAUAACAGUGUACAUUAUUCGGAAAAAAAUUGCCAGGGGCGCCUGGUUAUUUAACCUGCACCUAACAUAGUCUGAUUAUUUUAAUAAGAACGUCCUGGUCAAAUACAGGGUGUUUCGGAAAUGGAAAUUGAACAGGCUGUCGUGCAUCGUAAACUUUGUUAAACAAUUCAAGUUUUACAUAGGACGAAAGAGCUGUUAUUUAGCUUUUCUAUUUUUCUAUGAUACCUUUUUUGAAUCGCAAUGAUGAGAAAUGGCCACAUACUCGUCGAAUAAAAAUUGCCGGUCGAAAUCACAUUCUUUCACCGAUGGGAAUUGAAAAUACAUUAAUUAUGCUAAGUUAAUGAAUACAAAAGCAACUCGAGUCUGCUGCAAGCUAUUUGUUUCGUAAAACUUUUGAUUACGAAUGUUCUCUGUUCAAUGGUUAGUUGAAUUAUGUUUAAUGGACGUUUUUCUUGUCUCACUAAGACCAAGAUUGACGAUUUGAGCUCAUUGUAGAUAAUUUAACAUUCAAUUUUAAUUCCUUUGAGCUCAUUGUAGAUAAUUUCGUUUUCCAUGCAAUUCCCAACAGUGGAAGAAUGUGAUUUCGAGCGGCAAUUUUUAUUUGACGAGCAUGUCGCCAUUUCUCAUCGUUACGAUUAAAAAAGAGUAUCAUUGAAAAGCUUAAUAACUGUUGUUUAGUCCCAUGUAAAAAUUGAAUUGUUUAGCCGCGUUUAUGAUGCACGACAGCCUGUUUAAUUUCUAUUGCGUUUUUUUAGACACCCUGUAUAACCAGAUUUCUAGAUCUGGUUAAAUCAACCAGGCUAUGGUACAAAAUGAAAUGAAAUAACCAGAAAAUUUAAUUUUAACUAGAGUGCUUUCAGAGUGUACUUUUCGGAUGAUCCUGGAUCUACAGCUUUUUUAAGCAACAUCCUUCUCUCUUUAGUUCAUGUAUACCAGCAGAAGAUGAACCUGUGUAUACCACACAGCGUGACUGUCGUCCUUUAAUCAAACUGGACAACCCAUUUUGUGAACAUUACGGAUUCAAUCUUGAUAAAUACGUCGUGGUGGCGGUGAAUGACCAACAGGUUUUCAAUAACAGAUUGUGGGAGUUACAAGAACAAUUUAUUAACGGGCAAAAUAUUUCAACAUCACGCAAAUGCACUGACCAAUUUCGUUUCCCUGUCUGCUACUAUGCAUUUCCAGGCUGCGAUCGCAGCACGAGUGUACUUAAACCAAAGAAAAUUUGUAAGGAAUCGUGUCUCCAUUUUACAAAGGAAUGCAGUGCGUUUGUGAGGAUGUGGAACGAUGUUUUUCAACCUCUAAUGUCGCCAGGGAAACCAAGUGGUGAAUUGUUCAGUUGUGUGGAAAAACCAUCAAGAAAUGCCGGAAACACUCCUGAGUGUAUGUAUUAUGAUAGGAAAGAAAGUUUGGAAAAGGAAAGUAAGUUUGAUCGGUCUGUUGGUCGUUCGCAUAUCCGGCGCGCUGUCGGGUAGGCGUUUGGUCGGACGGCCAGGCGUUUGGUGUGACGGGCAGGCGUUUGUUCCGACGGUCAGAGGGUUGGUCUGUCAGUUUUCAUAAUGGUGAUCCAUCAGUAAUUGUUCUGGAAAUAAGAAUUGAUACGCCCAUAGUAAAAACAGAAAAAAACGUUGGAGUCACCGAACUCAUUCAGAAGAUAUGACAAGUUCAAUAUGCCACGUUUUCCCCCAAUGAUAUGGCGCCAUCUUGACCCUUUUGCGGUUACAGGAACAAUCGCAAUUGCGCAACAGUUAUUGAAUUUUUUAACGAGGAUCCUAUUGUGAUUAUAUGCAAGAAAACAUGGUAUUUUAGCGAAUCAAAAACCAUUGUCGUUGUGCAAACAUGUUUUCCCAUCUUCCCACACAUGUUAUGUCGGGAAGUAUGCGCGAAAAACAUAAAAUAUUAUAAGUGUAGAAAUUAUUUUUUUCUUUAUUUCUGACAUAAUAUGUGGAACGUAUAGAGAAACAAAAAUAUAAAAUAUAAAAGUGUAGUCACGGGCCUUUUUAAAGAGAUACAAGGGUUAAACGUACAACAUGAUGUGGUUUAGAAUGUUGGUUGAACGGAGCCCUAGCCAGAGUUUCCUGAAGCACGCCUAAUCAAUGCAGAGUGUUUUUCUCUUUGCCCUUACUCUUUCUUUAUCACUUCACAUCGCAGUUCGACUACAUAUAUUAGCUAGAAUUUGUUAGUAGAUAUGCGCAGUAAACGUGCGCAAUGCAAAACUGAUGAAUCAACUUAAGUCAGCCAGUGAUUCGGUCGGUCAGUGAGCCAAUCAUCGGUUGGUUAGUAGAUCGGUCAGUCAUUAGUCAGUUAAUCUGUCUGUCAGCAUGAUUACUAUUUUUUCUUGUAGAUUGUCUUUACUUAAACGGCAGCAGUUACCAUGGCAACAUUUCAGUGACAUCCUCAGGUAUUCCGUGUCAAUCAUGGACAGAGCAAUGUCCACAUCGUCAUACCAUGAACAAAACAUAUCCAGAAUUGAAUAACGCUAAGAAUUAUUGUCGAAACCCUCAGAACUCUGGACAACGACCUUGGUGUUUUACCACAGAUAGGAACAAGAGAUGGGAGUACUGUGAUAUCCCUAAAUGUAUACCAGGUAUAGCAUAAUAUUGUACUAUGAUCUCCCUAAAUGUAUACCAUCUUUACAUGUCUGAGAGGAACGAUAAACAGGUAAUGCCGUGUGUGACCCAACACAUCUUUUUCUUUGCUACAGUUGAUGGUAGUUAUGGUAACUGGUCAUUAAACAGUUCAUGUUCUGUAACUUGUGGUGAAGGUUUUGUAACAUGGUCACGAGAAUGUGACAAUCCUGAGCCAAAGUAUGGUGGAAGAAACUGCAAUCAUUUAGGAGAACCUGUUGAGUACAAGCCAUGUACUAAGAAACCUUGCCCUGGUAAAUACACUCUCGAUCUCUUUACCGUUAACCUUCGAAUAAAGACCAAGAAAUAUAAGCCCAAGGCUUUAUAUUAACAACGUAACUAAAGUAAUCGUUCUUAUUUCUAUUGAUGGAGGAUAGCUCUACCAGGUUUAAGCUGCUCUCUUGGGGGGAAAUUGAAUGUAGUAUAUCAUUCUUCUUAAUGUUUAAUUUCACAGUUAACGGUGGCUACAGUAGCUGGAAUUUAAGCAGUCAAUGUAACGUUACAUGUGGACAAGGUAAAGAAAUAUUGCGACGUUCAUGUAACAAUCCUACUCCGAAGAAUGGAGGUCGAAAUUGUACUGUGUUGGGAAAGGAUGUUGAAUAUCGAAUUUGUAAAAAACAACUUUGUCCAGGUAUGUUUCUUUAUGUCUUCUUUUCUUCUCAUCCUUUUCUUCCCUUCUGUUUGUCGUUUUAUUAUUGAAUGCAUCCAUGCCAUCUUGACUGAAUCUUUCUCUACACUUUGUCGUCCUGCUGUUGAUUGUCUUCAUUCUACCUUGACUUAGUCUUUCUCUACAUGCUAUCCUGGUAACCUCUGCUCUUAGGUAGUAUCUUCAGAUCUCUUUCCACAGUAUCUCUUUAUCUCAUCCUUGCUCUCCUAGCUGUUGUCCUCUUAGUAUUGAAUGUCUCAAUGCUACCUUAACUAGAUGUUUAUGUACACUCUGGCCUGGGCAUCACCCUAGAUAGUACCUUCACAUCUCUUUCCACAGUAUCUCCCCAUCUCGUCCUUUCGCUUGAUGUCUUCGGACUUGACUAGAUCUUCCUAUAGGAGAACAUAUUCUAUAGGAGAAGAUUUUCCAUACGAGAAGAUAUUCUGUAGGAGAUAUUCCAAUAUGGCAACAACGCCAAAUGUCGUCUGUUUCCGAAGGAAAUUGCAAGCAUACACAUCAACAUUCUGAAUUUCUGUUCUAUCCAGCUACAUUCUUCUCUCUUCUGUAAAGUCAAAGUUUUUUAGCCAAACAUUGUAACUAACGUUUAAAGCAUAAGCAGCCAUGUCCUGCACUUGAUAGGAAGAUUGGCAAGCGGCAACGUAACGGUUUUAUUUUUGUAUGCAAGCCAAAGCAUAUGUUAUACUAAAGUUUACUUGCCUUCUAAAUGUACUUGUUUUUCUUCACAAACAACCAUGAAGUAGCAACAGUCAGUCAAUUCACAUAAAACACCCGGCCCCACAAGACUUGGAAAGUUUUAACUGUCGGCGUGGUUAUAAGCCGUGAAAAUGAUGUAAAUAACGUAGCAGUUUGAACAACUAUGGCGUACUAGAAUGCUGAAGGAAAUACAAUUCUUUGUAUUUAGAGUAAAAUUCUAUUGUUGAUGAUUAAACCAAAGGGGUUGAAGUACGAACCAGGGGGGGGGGGUGAUUAUAUAUUAAAUACAAAAUGUACUAUGGUAACCUUUUUCCUCCUCAUUAACUUGCAUGUGUAAGUGAGAGUUUUAAUCUUCAAAUCAUUUCAGUUGAUGGUAAUUAUAGCAACUGGACUACAUCGUCAGUAUGCAGUGUGACGUGUGGUGUGGGGUACCAGAUGUGGUUCCGGACAUGUGAUAAUCCACCUCCCAAAUAUGGUGGAGAAGACUGUUCAAAAUAUGGUAAAGACAGAGACAGUAGGCCUUGCCACACGGAGCCUUGUCCAAGUUAGUCAUUGAAUUGUUUCAGUUGUUUAGCUAGGGUCAUCUAUUAUCACCAACAUUUUCACCAGACCUGAAAAAGAUCUCGGGAACACUUGCCUUAGCAAGAAAAUUGAGGAAUAUUUUCAAUUUUCCACACAUACGUUAUGGACGAAUCUCAAGGAAUCAUUUUAUCAUAUUUCUUCUCUUUCAUAUGAGAUUGUGAAGUAUUGUUUAACGCUAAAAUUUUUGUAAUGUACAGUCAAAUUUUCCGUUCUUUUUACGCACUUUUGAGGAACAUUUGAGAAAGGAAAAUUCAGGAUCCGAGGAACGUUAAACACUUUUUCCAGGUCUGAUUUUCACAAGCGUACAAAGAGUUUCUCGACCUCCCUCCAAAACGUUUUGAAUGUCGAACCUCAGAAAUGAUGAAUCAUGGGUCUCAAGUUUAGCAAAAUAUAUAGUGUAUGUUGGUCAUUAACCAGCUCCUCCACUUACCACUACCAACAUCACCACCAUCAUCAUCCUCAGCAUCAUCACCACCACUAUCAUCACCACCACCAGCAUAACCACUGUCAUCAUCACCACCAUUACUACCAUCACCACCACUACCAUCACCACCACCAAACCUUUUGUUUGUACUCUUCGUUCAGAGGCUCGACGAAAAAAACCUAGAGCACAGAAGGAGCCAAUCAAACUCUACUUACAUGAAUUUUCAAGCCCAAAGCUUAACUCACAACAUCUCUAUUCUAGCAACGUCAGCUUCUACUAAAGCGAUAAAAAUCACAUGUGGUGUUUGUGUUUUGAUCAUCAUAAUGGUUAUUGGUUUAAUUCUUGUUCGUAAACGUAAAGUCUGGAUUGAGCGAUAUCACAAGAGAAGCAGUAAGUCAGAUUGUAUUCCAACAUUUAAACUCAAUACAGUUUUCCGGAAAUAAAGAUGAUUUGCACACCUGACACCCCCACUUAUUCACUUACGCAUGUAUAGAAUCUCAUCCAAUAAUUGUUAAUGAAAUAUUUACAGGCAUUCCUCCAUAUGCAGUCUUUCAACGAGUGCCAGAAAAUUUUCCAUCUAUUGAUGAUACAACAGGGGAACACAUAUAUGAAGAAAUACUUUAAAGCGUAGGUGAAUAGAACGACAAUGGAAGACUGUAUGUAUGAAAACAUCACUUGAAAGUUAAUAUUGUACUUCACUUUUUAGUCGAUAGCAACACCAUGCAUAUCGACAUUUUGCAAUGCAUCGUUUCUUCAAGGUUAUUGAACGGCCGUCAUUUUAAUAAAAAGUACUGUAAAUAAAAAAUAUCAAACAAUAUAUAUACCGUAUAGCUAGUAUGAAGAAAAUAUAAAAUAAAACAAAUUCCGAGAAAACUGCAUCUUGCAAAUCUAAGAUAUGGAUUAAAAGAGUAUGGUGGAAGAAACAGCAGUCAUCUAGGAGAACCUGUUGAGUACAGACCAUUUUCAGCAAAGCCUUGCCCUGGUAAGUCAAUUCUCUAUUAAUAGAAAAAAAUUCAGGAAAAAGCGACCAUCCAAUUUUCUUUGGUAUAUUUUUUAUUGUUAUCUAUAGUUAACUGUGGUUACAGGAACUGGACUUUGCACUUUCCCAUGCUGUGUUUCAUGUGGUGUUGCUAUGGAAAUAUGACGACGUUCUUGUAAUAAUCCUGAACCAAAAUACAGCGGUCAUAACUGCAGUGGUCUUGGAAACUCGACUGAGUUUAGAAACUGUAGCAGCAAACCAGAAAACAGAGAACGCUUCACGAAAAUACUUUACCGUAAUUGCGGUUAAAAUGAUCUUCACGGUAAAGUAGCCGGAAUAAUUUUGAUAAAAAAUUUGAGUUAAAUAAUUGUGAAUUUGCUCAUAAAUUUCAGUAUAAUUUUACUGCAUGGAGUUUUUGAGUCACUUUGGUUGCAUUGUUCUACUGAUGUUUUUGAGUCAAACUUGUUUGCAGUGUAAUAAUAAUCUUUUUUUUUUAAGUUCCGUUCACAAAGGACCGGAUGACAAUUCCUCAUGUGAUUAAGUGGAACGUGACAAAUCUGUGUACGGUUUGAAAGUCCAGUGUGAAGGUAGGCUAAAGAUCGAACGAGAAAGUUUUUUUACGAAAAGAAAUUUUUUAUAUUUUGCUUUUCACAUUUGAAAGUUUGACUUCUUCCUCAAGCAGGAAUUACAAGGAAGUGGCACAGAACAGAAAGUCUAGACUACAGUAUAGUCUUUGAAUUUCGUUAUCUCAGUAAAUAUCACUCGAAUGAAUUGUAUAUUGCCAUUAUAUAUGCUUGGGUGCUUUUCACGAAUACAACACUUUGAUGAAGGAAGUCGUUUUAUGUUUUUUCCGCAGAAGUAUUACCGUUACAUCAGUUGAAAUAAAAUUCAAUUGUAAGCAACUUGACACCAAAAAGGUUGUCAAUAUUUUGAGCUGGGCAAAAACUGCAACCAUCAAUCGAGCAUCAACGAGGUUGUACGUAGAAGUCACGAUGAGGGUCGUUUGUUUUAAUAAUGGUUAUGGUAUUAAACUGAUUUUAGCAAUGAUUAUCAUCACAAAUGUUGCAGGUAAAGUCUGGUAGUUUUAUAAGUCAAUUCAUUGUUGCAACUGCACAUUAGAUUGUGCUUGGAUUAUAAAAUGUACCCAAGAGCUUGGGCCAAGACAAACAGAUAGACAGACGGACCGGUUUCGAGGGAAGAAUUAGCCUGCAUUUAGAGUCUGCUGUGCUUGGGUGGUGCAUUAUAAUAGCCUCUAGAGCAAACGCCUUUCACCUUCUACGCGCUUCGGACUUUAGAUUCUGUGCGCAUCCUCUCCAAAUGGCACGUACAACUCCUUGAAAAGUGCUUAAAUUGAAAAGCCAAUUUCAAGAGCGCUUGAAAACACCAAAUUUGUUACAAGUACUUGAAACCCGCUCGAAAAUCAUUCGUGAGAUUGCGUUGCAGCGCACAACAUGAUACACGUGCGAUUUCUUUUCUUGUCACGGCAACCCCGUUCCAUUCCCAGCUACGAAGAAAAAAAAUGUAACAAACAAACAAAAAAACCUAAGCUUUUACUAAUUUAACGUUUUCCUCGCACUAACAGGUGAACAUCAUCUCCAAGACAAAAACAGGUACUAUUUCUGUUUACUCUUUCCAUUUAAUAUUUCCAUUUAAUAUUUUUUGGAAAUUACUCUAAAAUUGCAUGCCAGAGGAAGAUACUGUAAAUGGAAUGGUGGAAAACGAUGAAGACACAUAUUCCCGCAAGCUAGACAUUCGAUUCUAACUAGACUCGCUGCAACACACAGUCUAGUUUAAAAUCAAAUGUCUCAUCUGAAUCGCUUUUCUGAUAGACAACGCAUUAUGCCACGUAGAGACAAGCAAUAUUUCGUUAACGAGUUGUCUUGCUCGUGUAGACGACGAACAAGUAGUUACUAUAAUUUUUGUUCAAAGCUGCUUCCAACAAAGUUAUAAACAACUGAAACUGUCUACGAUACCACACUUUAAAAGCGAAUUUAGAAAUAAACGUCUACGAGAUUUACUCAGUGAAGUAUACUGCGCAAUUAUACUUCUCAAAUUUUCCUUGGCGGUUGUAGCUACACACGAACAAACUUACUAGUUGAAAAGCUGACUAGCUUUUGAACAAUCUCCUUGUGAAGGAAAAAGUUGUUAAAUUUUGCGUACACGCGAACAAAUAAAACUUAUCAAGUACAAUUUGCCCGUCUGCAUGUACAGUGUUCAGGGACGUAACUAGAGCGAUAAUUGGGGGUGCAUAUUCAUAUAUUCGUGUUCUGCCCGACUGAUUUCUUUGAAAGCGAUUGUUUUUACACUAUGUGAACGUAAAUUAAUGAAUAUAUGCAGCUCCCUCCCCAGUAUCGCGUCUAGUUACGUCCCUGACAGUGCUUUAGGCAUCAUUGUGGCUUAAUAGUGAAGUCUGGUUCUUCAUCAUUGUAUUCACCCAUUGUCAUACACAAAUGUUGUAUAGACGUAGAUUUAAAACUACUAUCUCUUAGUGAUUGCUCAAUCUUUGUAUAGAACGUGUGUUCCUGCCGAAGCUGAACCAACGCUAAACUCGAGUUCGUGUUAUCCUUUGGUAAACUUUACCCGUCCUUUUUGUCAAAAUCAUGGAAUCGCUUUACCCAACUACGUAUAUCAGACGUCCGACUAUCAGAAUAAUAGAAACGAUGAAAUCAACGCGGACUUCGACAUGUUACAGAAGGUGGGCGCAUCAAAACUAAGUCGCUUUUUUAAAGUUGACAUCAGCACUGUUAGAAAGUGCGUACAAUAUUUUGUCAUAGGGUAUUGUCGUCUAUAUUUUCCGAGUUGUGAUCGAACCCAAAGCGUGUUUAAAGAACAAAAGAUAUGUCGUGAAUCAUAUCUUGAAAUAGCUCACAUGUGUGGUAAACUGUGGGAAAUAAUUGUAAGGUUUUAUUUAAUUGAUUACCCGGAGGAAAAGAAGAUCGUUCGUGGCGAACUACAACCGACUAGGAAUGCUGGUGACUCACCAGAAUGUUGGUAUUUCAAUGGAGUCGCAAACUCUGCAGGUAAUAUUACAAUCAACUCUAGUUCACUCUCAUUAACGUCGUUUGACAAAGGUUUCUUCUCAUUCUUCUCUCAAACUAACCCUUCCUCCUUGGUUGUGUUCUGUAAUCAGACAUGGGUGAUAUGAAGGGAACCCAGGGAAAGAUAUAAGAAUAUUUAUAAGAAUACUUAUAUUCAUAAGAAGAUUUAAGGGAAUAUAAGACGAUUUUUGACAUUCACGCAAAAACUUAAUGUUACUGAUUUGUAUGAAGUAUUGAAGUAGUGAACAAUAUAUGCAACUAACAAUUUUAUAUUUUUAUAUAAACAAUGGUUCGAUUUAAGUAUACGCGAUUAUGUUUUUUCAAAGAUAAAAUAAAAUAAUAUAAGAAGAUUUAAGAAGAAAUUUGGUCAAAAAUAAAAUCUUAUAAUAAUAUAAGAAGAUUUGCCAUCCUUCCCUAGAGGCGUUCUUAGUAUAUGGUGUUCUUGGUAGAGCAUGUACACUACCACUCGUGGUUCAACCAGAAUUUAUCGUCUAACCAUCAUAUUCUUUAUUGUAACACAUUUUUAGAUUCAUCUCCAGUUCCAGAAUGGACUACAAACGCAGGUAAGAACCCAGAGAGCAUCCUAGAUCAAACCAAGGGUUAGUCGCUUGGGAGAAGAAAGCUUUUAUAAGCUCUUUCAAACACCACAGGUGUUUCCUCGUACUCCAGUUUCCUACUGCAAUAACAGUUUUACUACAAUAAUUUUUCAAAAUUCUGAGGUUGGCAAAAAAAAAGAAAAUUUUUUAAAAAUUCCGAGGUUGGAAAAAAAAAAUGAAAAUUUUUUCAAAAUUCCGAGUUUGGAAAAAAAAUGAAAAUUUUUUCAAAAAUCCAAGGUUGGAAAAAAAAAAUUAAAUUUUUUUCAAAAUUCCGAGGUUGGAAAAAAAAUGAAAAUUUUUUCAAAAUCCCGAGGUUGGAAAAAAAAAUGAAAAUUGUUUCAAAUUCCGAGUUUGGAAAAAAAAAUGAAAAUUUUUUCAAAAUUCCGAGGUUGGAAAAAUAACCGGACCUAAUAGGAAUGGACCUUUCUCGGCCUCAGGGAAGAACAAUUUAGAACUCAUAGGGUAUAAAUAAUUUUAGUUUUGUUUAGGUUUCCCGCAUAAAUAAAGUUAUUUAGUUUAGGUUUCCCCCUGUGGCAACACAACCUCGUAUCCAGGGUCUUUCCUCUUGGGGAGCAAAGACCCUGGCAAAUAGACGCUGGUCACGUGAUCUGCUAAAAUCUAGCAGAUUUCUAAUCAACUAUCUUGGUUUUCUUUACGACAAUCAUACAAAAUGCAAAUUAUAAAUUAAACUAUAAUAUAAACUAUAAAUGCAAAUUAUAAAUUAAACUAUCAAUAUCAAAUGUUUAUUGACCUGAUCUUGGAUUGCUAAUUAAAAAUCUGCUAGAUUUUAGCAGAUCACGUGACCAGGGUCUUUGUUCCCCAAGAGGAAAGUCCCUGGGUACGAGGUUGGUGGCAACACUGGACCGAAAUAGAGAUGAUCCUUAAACAGUUAGAGUUGAUACAGCUAUAUCCAGUAUAAACUUUGACUAUGUAUAACAUUAGGUAGAAUUUAUAGCAAUAUCUGUAAACAAUUAAUGUUGUGUCGCAAAACUGGGACAAUGAAUCCAGACUAAUAAUCAUCUUUGCACACAGAUUGCCUGUACUUAAACGGGAGCAGUUACCAUGGCAACAUUUCAGUAACAGCCUCCGGUAUUCCGUGUCAAUCGUGGACAGAGCAAUGUCCACAUCGUCAUACCAUGAACAAAACAUAUCCAGAACUAAAUAACGCUAAGAAUUAUUGUCGAAAUCCUAAGAACUCUGGACAACGACCUUGGUGUUUUACUACAGAUCGGACCAAGCGAUGGGAGUACUGUGAUGUCCCUAAAUGUAUACCAGGUAUAGAGUAAUAUUGUACUGUGAUAUUCCUAAAUGUAUACCGGGUGUAGAGUAAUAUUGUACUGUGAUAUCCCGAAAUGUAGGUAUUGUAGGUUGUGUUUGAAAAACUCGAAAACGUUUUAAACACUUAUAACUGUACUCUGUGGUCAAACAAGUGUACCUUUGAACUGCGGUCUUCGCAAUUAAAUGGUAAAUAAAAUAACUAGGAACAUUUAGGAAAAUUAAGUUAAUCCAAAUAGUGUUACUUUCAGUUUAUAUAGAAAAUUUUAACCAGGCUGUUUUAAAGUGCAGCAACGUAAGCUCAAUGUUUUUCUUCUUUGCAAGUUGAUGGUAACUACGGCAACUGGUCAUUAAACAGUACGUGCAAUGUAACUUGUGGUGAAGGUUUUGGUACAUGGUCACGAGAAUGUAACUAUCCUGAGCCAAAGUAUGGUGGAAGAAACUGCAGUCAUCUAGGAGAACCUGUUGAGUACAGACCAUGUUCAGCAAAACCUUGCCCUGGUAAGUCAAUUCUUUAUUAAUAAAAGAUUUUCAGGACAAAGUGAUCCUUAAUUUCCCUCUGUAUUUUUUAUUAUUACCUGUAGUUAACGGUGGUUACAGCAACUGGACUUUGAGUGCCCCAUGCAAUGUUUCAUGUGGUGAUGGAGUGGAAAUAUGGCGACGUUUUUGUAAUAAUCCUGAACCAAAAUAUGGCGGUCAUAACUGCAGUGGUCUUGGGAACUCGACUGUGUUUGGAAACUGUAGCAGAUCACCAUGUUCAAGUAAGGCUAAAACACCAACUGAACUGAAAUUACUAAACUAACUUUCUACGAACUUUCUAUUUUAUACAGGGUAUAUAUCAGUUCUAAACUGUCUUUCCUAAAGACCUGUAAGUACCAUCCCUUAUUUUAGCUACUGCAGGAAACCUUAGUAAUCUUAUGAUAAAUAUCAAUGCCCAAAAUACGUAAAAGAGACAGCAUGAAGUAAUGUUUCGUCCGCUGCGCGGAGGUGAAGAUUCCGAGUAUCCGGUUGGAUCAAAAUGAAGUUUUUUGCUUUAAAAAUACAUUGCGUUUCUUCUUAGCAUAACCAAAAUAUAACACAUACCAAAGUGCCACCUUUUUCUACAUUUCUAUUUCUAGUCGAUGGUUCCUAUGACAACUGGACGGCGUCACCAUGCAGUGCCACGUGUGGUCAAGGUGUGGAAAUAUGGAUACGACAGUGUGAUAACCCCCCUGGAAAAUUUGGAGGAAAUUGUAGUAAACAAGGUCCGGCUCAGGAGAUUCGGACAUGUAAAAUGAAACCUUGUCCAGGUAAGAUCUACCUCUAAUGGUUAUUAGUAAUUACAAUCCAAUUUUGCCAAAAGAAGGUGGGUUUCACAAAGCUAAACCACAGCACAUGAUGUUCAACCAGAAGUUAUCGGACAAAUUGUUGAUACUAUUAUCACGACCGAACAGAGCAAUCGGUAAAUAAAGCCAAAAGAGGCGUUUUUCAAUUCGAAUGAACAAAGAUAUUUUAAAAAUUUUAGUCCACUUCGACUCUCAGAUGAUUGGUAUCUCCGUUGCUGCUGCUGUUGUUUUUGUGAUCAUCGUAACAGUGGCAUGUCUUAUUUUCAUUCUUCGAAGACGACGUCGAAAAGAAGGUGAGGUCAAGUUCUAAUUUGUUCCAAUUAAAAGAUAAAUUACAAGUAAUAUCGAGAUUAUGGUGUGCAAGUAAUAUCGAGAUUAUGGUUUUAUAUAAGUUAAGACGACUUCAUCCCGAACAAAUCUUUGUAAAUAUUCAACAGCACUGUUGAAUAAUAAUUCGAUUGGUUAAUUAUCACAAAAAUUCAUUGUCUUGGCAGUCAAUAAGUUGUGUUGAAAUAUUAAUCAGCAAAAGUCUGCAUAAAAUCGUAGCCCAUUGUGGACGCGUUAAAGUUUAUCGAAUUUCCAGACCAUACGUCGAUUGCCUGAACUGACGGUCUUAAAUAUUUAUAUUUCCGGUGAAAAUUUUGUGACAUUGCGAACAGAAACGAUGAAAUUUACGUCUGCUGAAAUUACUGAUCUACAUGUUGGUAUUUGAAUUCUCUAGGCUUUCCUUAUUACGCCCGUGUGGAGUUUUUACGGCUACAUCCCCGCGGUUCUCCACCACCGGACAAUACUUCAGACGAAGUUCCGAGUUUACCACAAGAGCCUGGCACUAAAUAUGGAAACACGACAAGUGAAGGGGAGCCAGUUCCAGGCCUCUCGCGUGGUGUGGUGCGCUACCCAAGAGAUUACAUGAACACAAGACCCGCGCGAAAUUCAUGGUAUGACAGACUUCAGUUACUUCGACCAUUAGCUAUGGACUGGCUUCGAAACGCUUGGGGAAAUGUUGACGAGUUUGGCCGCCAUGUUUAUGACGUUAUGCAACGCGUCAGACAUGUUUUUGUCCCAUACGACAAGUUGAGCAAUCUACAACAAGGCGACUCGGCCGGAAGUGGAGUGGAGAGGAAUAAUACUUAUAGUACAAUGGAAAGACCCGCAGCAGUUAUAUUGCCCACUGAAAGUGAGAAUGCGUCGACGACAGAAAAUGUUUGAUCUAUCAGACUAUAUUAACCUUGGUCCAUCUCUUCGUAGAAACUUGCCUUCUUUUUUCAUUAAUUUUUUAUGAUUGGCUGAAGUGCUAUAGCGCAAACUAGGAAAAUUAUUGCGUAAAUUAUACUUAAACCAUUCAAUGGGCGCCGGAUUGUUUUUUCAACAUAGUUGAAAACUGUAACUUCCUGGCUACGAUAGUCAUAAGAUUGUGUGUAUAUUGCAAGACAAUGUUAGCACAUAUGUAAAAUUUAGAGUUAAUAAUUUCUGUUCAAGUUAAUAAUUUCAGUAAUAGAAUGGGGGAACUUACUCCCAGCCCAAAAUAUCCAAA
Messenger RNA from Paramuricea clavata, 14845 nucleotides. NCBI's taxonomy places the organism in Eukaryota, Metazoa, Cnidaria, Anthozoa, Malacalcyonacea, Plexauridae. The record is from the annotation of a GenBank genome assembly.